Sorex fumeus (smoky shrew) is the source of this 1349-nucleotide messenger RNA. It is a transcript of the gene BIN3, whose product is annotated as bridging integrator 3. The transcript has 9 exons. Gene Ontology annotation, molecular function: protein binding; lipid binding. Gene Ontology annotation, biological process: endocytosis; actin cortical patch localization; plasma membrane tubulation. Gene Ontology annotation, cellular component: cytoplasm; actin cortical patch. The record is from RefSeq and is a predicted model, not a curated record. Bases 75 to 836 code for a protein of 253 amino acids. NCBI's taxonomy places the organism in Eukaryota, Metazoa, Chordata, Mammalia, Eulipotyphla, Soricidae.
GGAGACUGGCUGAAUCCGGAAGUGAUCCCCGAGGACCGAGUUGCUGUGGAGGAGCCUGCGGCAGCUUGGGGACCAUGAGUUGGAUACCUUUCAAGAUUGGGCAGCCCAAGAAACAGAUCAUCCCCAAAACAGUGGAGAGAGACUUUGAAAGAGAGUAUGGAAAACUCCAGCAGCUGGAAGAGCAGACCAAGAGGCUCCAGAAAGACAUGAAAAAGAGCACCGACGCUGACCUGGCCAUGUCCAAGUCCGCUGUGAAGAUAUCCUUGGACUUACUCUCCAAUCCCCUCUGUGAGCAAGAUCAGGACUUCCUGAGCAUGGUGACAGCGCUGGACACCGCCAUGAAGCGGAUGGACGCCUUCAACCAGGAGAAGGUGAACCAGAUCCAGAAGACAGUGAUCGAACCCUUGAAAAAGUUCGGCAGCGUCUUCCCCAGCCUCCACAUGGCUGUGAAGCGGCGCGAGCAGGCCCUGCAGGACUACCGGCGGCUGCAGGCCAAGGUGGAGAAGUACGAGGAGAAGGAGAAGACGGGGCCCGUGCUGGCCAAACUGCACCAGGCCCGAGAAGAGCUUCGGCCCGUGCGGGAUGACUUUGAGGCGAAGAACAAGCAGCUCCUGGACGAGAUGCCGCGGUUCUACAGCAGCCGGCUCGACUACUUCCAGCCCAGCUUCGAGGCCCUGAUCCGCGCACAGGUCGUCUACUACUCGGAAAUGCACAAGAUCUUCGGAGACCUGACCCAGCAGCUCGACCAGCCCGGCCACUCGGACGAGCAGCGGGAACGGGAGAACGAAGCCAAACUGAGCGAGCUCAGAGCCCUCUCCAUUGUGGCUGAUGACUGAGCGCACCCCGGCUCGGGACUCCUGGGACACACGCCAGCCGGCCGGGCAGGGUGGGGGCCUGCCCCUUCGCAGCCGCGAGCCCCAAGGAAACAGCCAGGGUAUGUCCUGGCCAGGACGAGAACUAGCCGGCCGCCUCCAGUGCGCCUGCGGUCAGCUCCCUCGAGGUCCCGGCCCCACGGGCCCGGCUGGGGUCAUGUCUACCUCCAAAACAGCCAUCCCAGGGACCCUCCCCCUCACCCCGUUGCCUUCCUACUUCAGGGACUCUGCGGCCGGCUGACAGCACCCCAUGGGCUACCUCGCCCGCUCCUGUCUCUCGGGUCAGGUGCAGUUUGCUAGGUUCCCUAGGAAACAGGAGCCCGCAUUUGUCUGUGUCUGCUCCUGUGAGUAGCCUGCUACCCAGCUCGUCAGAUUGAUUCACAGGCCUCAAAGCAACAGCAGUGGGUUUGUGUCUCACCCGAAUAUCUGGAAUUUUAUUUUUUCAAGUGAAGUUUUCAAUAAAAUUUCCAUAUAUUA